GAGUAAAGCGGCUACGCGCAGGAUUUCAAUUUGAAUUUCAAACGGCUGCGAGAGCUUACUGCGCCGGGGUGUGUUUGUGUUAUUCUCAGUUCCGUGUAUAAAAGAAGAACUGAACAGGAUCCAUGAACAAAGAGAAUACAACAUCCCGUCUCCCUGUCAUGUCUGGGAAACGGGCUCACACCAACAGUACAGAUGGGGAGCAACAGCAGCCUGCGCAGAAGAAAAUGCGCAAGGUAGAUGCAGAACCGCCUGCAAGGUUCAGACCUGCGGCUAGUGUUGCGCCCCCAAGGCGCCCUGUGGCAGUCAAAGCUCCUGCUAAACCUCUUCGUCCAACUGGAGCCGCAACAGUGGCCGUUGCACCCGCAAGAGGUGACCAGAGAAAACCUGUUGCUGCAGUACCUAAAGUAGCUGCAGGUGCGUCACGAAGGCCAGGAUGGGAUCUGAAGGGCAAAGUGAGUGACAUGGAAAACAAAGUCCAGAAUUACCAGAGCAAAAUAAAAUCGGUAAAUCUGGAAAAUGAUCAUCUGAAGGAGUCCAUUACCAAAGCUCAAAAGCAUAAGGCUGAAAUUGAAAACGAGAACAAUGGUCUCAAAAAGCGUCUUAGGGAUUGUGAAGAGGAGCUGGGAAAGCUGGCUACUGUGAAAGAUGACCUGGCGCAAACCUCUACAGAGAGAGAUGGUCUUAAGAAAGACCUCAAGAAGCUAACAGAAGAGCAUAAUGUUUUGGAAAAACUCAGGGAUCAUUUGGAGUCUGAGCUUCGCAAUAUACAGACUCAGCUCGCUAUUCAGACCUCUGCACUGAGGCAGUGUCAGAGCAGUUUGAUGGAGAGCCAAGAACUGGUCAGGAACCUUGAGGAAACAGUGGCCCGUCAAAAGGAAGAGCUCCACCUUGGAGAAAUGGAGCGAAGGAAGCUCCACAACACCAUUCAAGAGCUCAAAGGCAACAUCCGGGUGUUUUGUAGAGUCCGCCCCCUGCUGACUGGCAAUCAGUCUGAUAUUCUUCACAUUCAGCUGCCGGCCCAUGACAACAAGGCCCUUACACUUGCCAAAACGGAAGAGUCGCACACAGGUCGCACGGCUGACACUCAGAAGAGCUAUAACUUCAGCUUCGACCGUGUGUUUGGGCCGCGUGCCACUCAGCGUGAGGUUUUUGAAGAGAUCUCCCUGCUGGUGCAGUCUGCUCUGGAUGGGUACAACGUUUGUUGCUUUGCUUAUGGCCAAACUGGCAGCGGGAAGACCUUUACUAUGGAGGGGGGUGAUCUGGAGGAUUUGUGGGGAGUCAUUCCACGUGCUGUCCAGCAAAUCUUCAAGUCCGCCAAAGCGCUCCGCGAGCAAGGGUGGCAGUACACCUUUACUGCCAGCUUUGUGGAGAUCUACAAUGAGACUCUUCGAGAUCUUCUCUACACGGGAAAACCAAACAAAAGACCUGAGCAUGAGAUCAGGAAGAUCUCCAAUAAUGAGAUCACGGUUACCAACCUGACUUACCAAAAGGUCAACAAUGAAGAUGAGGUGCACAACUUGAUCAUGCUGGCAAACCAGAACCGGUCCACAGCCCGCACAGGCAUGAACGAUCACUCCUCACGUUCUCACUCUGUGUUCCAGCUAGACAUCGAGGGGCAGAACUCUGAUCGCGAUACCAAGUGCAAGUCCACGCUGUGUCUGGUGGAUUUGGCCGGUAGUGAGCGAGUGCAGAAGAGUCAGUCUCAAGGAGAGCGAUUCAAAGAGAUGACCGCUAUCAACUCUUCCCUCACAAACCUGGGAAUUGUGAUCGCUGCUUUGGCCAACAAGGAGAGCUUUAUUCCCUACCGUAACUCUAAGCUCACGUACCUCCUGCAGAACUGCCUUGGAGGCAACAGCAAAACUUUGAUGUUUGCGAAUAUAGCACCGGAGGAAGAGAGCUUCAGUGAGUCGCUGAAUUCUCUGCGCUUCGCUAGCAAGGUGAACGACUGUGUCAUCGGAACAGCCUCAGCUAAUCGGAAAUAGUUCAGCUGUCAUUUCUAUUUUUUUAAAAAAAGUUUAAACUUUUAUCUUAACUUCAGUUAUUUCAUUUUUAUGCUCAUAUCUCCUGUCUCCGGUAUGUUUUUAUAUUUCUGUGGUGCUUUUUUUUUAAUGUUCUAUCUUACUAGCAGACACUUUUUAUUGAUGUUUUACAGCCACCAAAUGCAUAUACUUCAUCUUGUAUGGGGGAUCAAUAAAGUUAUUUUGGCAUGUAAUGCAGA
Messenger RNA from Labeo rohita (rohu), 2218 nucleotides. RefSeq names its product kinesin family member C1 (gene kifc1). The record is from RefSeq and is a predicted model, not a curated record. Bases 123 to 1982 code for a protein of 619 amino acids. Gene Ontology annotation, biological process: microtubule-based movement. The transcript has 17 exons. Lineage: Eukaryota; Metazoa; Chordata; Actinopteri; Cypriniformes; Cyprinidae. Gene Ontology annotation, molecular function: microtubule binding; ATP binding; microtubule motor activity.